This is a messenger RNA of Colletotrichum destructivum, 1773 nucleotides long. Its product is annotated as Putative Ubiquitin-like domain superfamily, UBL3-like, ubiquitin domain-containing protein. The transcript is spliced from 2 exons. NCBI's taxonomy places the organism in Eukaryota, Fungi, Ascomycota, Sordariomycetes, Glomerellales, Glomerellaceae. The record is from RefSeq and is a predicted model, not a curated record. Bases 443 to 1294 code for a protein of 283 amino acids.
CUUUUUCCCAUCUGACGACUUGGACAUCGCACGUCGCAUGCCAUCAGACAAACUUGAGUCGACGGCCGCUGGACGCUUGACUUGGAUGCACUGAUCACCCGCCUUUCCCAUCCGCCCACUAUCGUCCCCACCACUAAAUCCCCCCCAUCCACCUCCUGAUCCUGGCAACUGCCACUACACCGGCCUCGCCGCCCACGCCAACUGCCAACUGGUACCAUCCCGAUCUGCGUCUCACUAAACGACGAACAACAACCCAACCCUCCCCAAUUCCUUCUCGCGCAACAUCGAUCCCGACUAUCGAAAAAUCGUCGUCUCCCAGUCGCGACCUGCCGCAUGCAUUGAGCUAUUGUGUCCGAGUCAAUCCAACGACCUCCGUCACGAGCCCGCAUUCCUUCCCGAGACCCGUCGCUCUCCGUGUGUGCAUUCGCCUCUCUUAUCCGCAAUGCCCGACACCAAACCCGCCGACGCGAACUCGGCCAGCGGCCAACCAGCCAAGGACUCGGUGGCCGAUUCCAGCGACGCCGUCCCCAUGAAGACACUGCCGCAAUCCUCAUCGACAGAGGCCGGUGCCGCCGAUGCCGCUGCCGCACAUACCGCUAAGACGACGACGACGACGACGACGACGACGACGACGACGACGACUUCGUCAAACGACGCACCCGCCGCUGCUGCGUCAACUCACCCUGAAACCAGCAACGAUACUGCUGCUAACGCCGCUGCCACCUCGGCUGUCGGCGAUUUAAUCGAACCAUCCACCAAGGGAAAGGAGAAAGAAUCCGCUCCCCCGCCAGUGGCCAAGAGUCAAGACGACACCAUGGCUAUUGGCCCCUCUGUUGAUGAUGUCCAGUCCGUCAGCAACUCUCCAUCAGAUGGUCCCGUCUGCAACAUCACUCUCCUAUUAACUACCGGUGCACGACAUCCCUAUAAGCUGGAUGAGAAGUACCUGACAAAGAGGAACGUGAACGUUCCUGGGUUGACCGAGGCUGGAAAGAAAGACCCUUUUACUAUCAGCGUCUACACGUUAAAGGAGUUGAUACUGCGGGAGUGGCGUGAGGAAUGGGACCCCAAGCCCGCGAGCCCCAGUAGUAUACGCCUGAUUCAUUUUGGAAAGCUGCUGGAUGAUAAGGACCAGCUGAAGCAAUAUCACUUCAGCGCCGAGGCAGCCAAUGUUGUACACAUGACAGUUCGGCCAGCCGACAUAGUUGAGGAGGAAGAGCCCAAGGGAGGUAAUAAGUCAGCUUCCGGCGGUGGCCGCAACCGAGAAGGUGGCAGUGGAUGCUGCGUCAUCUUAUGAUUGAAACGGCUAGCAUCAGCCUUCUCUCAAGGCGGCUAUCAAUUUUCUUCCCCCAAGAGCGGUCUGAUCUUUUUUCCCUCCUUGCUCGUAUGGCACACACACACAAAGAGAGGGGAGAGAAAGAAAAAAUGAUGUGCAUGGAAGAGGGCCCGGGGAGCAGGACCUGACUGGUUCGGCCUAGGCCCCGAGUGCUCUGCGUGGUACACGAUCCCAAGAGGCGGGGGCUCGGCCCGGGUCAUAUGGCCUUUCGACACUGCAUGCAUUUUCAGAUGUGUCCACAUUGGGUGGACUGGGUGGCCUACGCACAGAAUCUUUCGGGUUGGGUUGUUUCUUAAGGCCACAUUCCUUAUGUCUCGAGUGUCUCUUUCUCUUUAGAGAUGCCCAUCCCCUCCCACAUUCAUCGAGCGUAUUACAAAGAGCGGAGACGAUAAGGGGAAACCAGGAGUACGGCGGCGUAUCAUAGCUUUGUGUAUUUGUUC